CAAAAAAAGCAAUAUUUAUUUCCUGUAUUUCUUACAUUUCAAGGCAUGACUCUGGCAAGCAAGGCCUCACCAAUUAUGUGGUUUCUGUUCACUACACCUUCACCAUGAAUUAUUAAUAGUUAGCUCAAUCCCUCUCAUUUCUAAGAACCUAUAUCGUUUCCAUUCUUGGAUUUUCAUCCAUGAAUCCUCUCCCAGAAUACAUCUUCUUCCCCAAGAUCCUCCUUGAAGCAAGUACUCACUGAAGCACAUCUCCUAGAACUGCGAGACUCAGCUCAGAGGAGCUGUUUCUAUCACAAUCUAACCCUAUUUUGGGGGCAGUCAUGGGAUCUUUGGAUAGAUCAAAGAAGAAGGUGCACUUAUGGAAGAAAGCCGCGGUCCAUUUCUUGCUCUGUUUCAUGAUGGGGUUCUUCACCGGCUUCGCCCCAAACAGAAAAACCUCAAUUUCAUCCGGUAAUGCCACAAUGUCGCCACAGCCGGUUGAGGCGUUUCAUCAAGAGAAAACGCGGAAUUUCAACAUAAGCUUGCUGGUCGAAGCAGCAGAACCAGCUGAGGAAGAGCAGAAUAACAACCCUCAGCAAGAGAAGGAAGAAACCGAGGAAUUAGACAUAAGGAGGCUAGUGAUCGUCAUCACACCAAUGAGCACGAGAAACAAGCUCCGUGGGCCGUUGCUUAGGAGGCUGGCCAGCACGCUGAAGCUGGUGGCGCAGCCAUUGUUGUGGAUCGUGGUGGAGCAGCAGCCCGAGGACUCGGAGGUCUCUGAGACACUAAGGCGAAGUGGGAUCAUGUACAGGCAUGUUGUGUUCAAGGAGAACUUCACCGACACGACCUCCGAGAUGGAUUUUCAAAGAAACGUUGCUCUGAAUCACAUUGAGCAUCACAGGCUCACCGGAAUUGUCCAUUUCGCGGGGCUUUCGAAUGUGUAUGACCUCGCUUUCUUUGAAGAGAUAAGAGCAGUUGAGGGAUUUGGGGCAUGGCCGAUAGCUAAGCUUAGUGCUAACAGGAAGAAGGUGGUGAUUGAAGGGCCAGUUUGCGAUUCCUCAGAAGUUGUGGGGUGGCAUUUGAAGAAGAUGAACAAUGUGACAGAUGCAACACCACUCCCUCUUCACAUCUCGAGUUUCGCCUUCAAUAGCUCGAUUCUAUGGGAUCCGGAGAGAUGGGGCCGCACUUCAUCCGUUCAAGACUCCUCUCAGAAUUCAAUAGGAUUUGUAAGAAAAGAGGUUCUUGAAGAGGAAGCCAAGUUGAAGGGGAUUCCGACAGAGGGUUGCUCCAAAGUUCUGCUGUGGGAUUUAAAGAUGUAAUAAGAUCAUUCCACACCCUAUGUAGAUAUAACUAGAACAAAAAUGAGCCUUCUUUAAACUCUUACAGUUUCCAAUUCUUUCUAUUUUUAUCC
Messenger RNA from Salvia miltiorrhiza (redroot sage), 1390 nucleotides. RefSeq names its product beta-1,4-xylosyltransferase IRX9. Gene Ontology annotation, cellular component: Golgi membrane. Gene Ontology annotation, biological process: plant-type secondary cell wall biogenesis; glucuronoxylan biosynthetic process. The transcript is spliced from 3 exons. Gene Ontology annotation, molecular function: galactosylgalactosylxylosylprotein 3-beta-glucuronosyltransferase activity; xylosyltransferase activity. NCBI's taxonomy places the organism in Eukaryota, Viridiplantae, Streptophyta, Magnoliopsida, Lamiales, Lamiaceae. The coding region runs from base 321 to 1298 and encodes 325 amino acids. The record is from RefSeq and is a predicted model, not a curated record.